This is a messenger RNA of Xiphophorus hellerii (green swordtail), 4783 nucleotides long. RefSeq names its product KIAA0586 ortholog. The transcript has 26 exons. NCBI's taxonomy places the organism in Eukaryota, Metazoa, Chordata, Actinopteri, Cyprinodontiformes, Poeciliidae. Gene Ontology annotation, cellular component: ciliary basal body; centriole. Gene Ontology annotation, biological process: smoothened signaling pathway. The record is from RefSeq and is a predicted model, not a curated record. Bases 411 to 4634 code for a protein of 1407 amino acids.
GUAGGUGGCAGUAUAGACCGAAAGGGAGCCCAGAGAAGAAGGAAGCAAUAACAACGUCCAUUAGGGGCAGUGUAGCACCUGGUAGUUUGCAGACUGCUACAUACUCAGUAGACAAAGAAGAGGUGGGGAAAGCGGAAGUUAAAAGUAGAGUUUCCCUAACAGCGAGGGAUGCAUCGCCUCCUAACUUUGUUUGAUUAUUUUACACUUCAGCUGUUUUUAGUAGGCGCUCUUCGCGUUCUGUUCCUGUGCAGUUAGCUUCCAUUCUCUGGUUUGUUUCCGUCCAGCUCUUUCUCCAAGCAGAAAGUCCACAAGCGGGAAAUUUGAAAUGUGUUCGCAGAGACUUGCUAAACCUGCUGUAACUUUAAACUAAACUAUCCCAUCAAAGCUUCAAUACAUUAGCUGCUGCCUGCAUGUUAUCUCCGGCUCCCUCUGACUCAACCGCUUUCAGUCCGGGUCAGUCGUCGUGCAGUUCGGACACCGGGGAGGUUUUAAUCCGUUCCACUCGCAUUGUUCUCCCGGAGCGCAGGCUGGAAGCCAGUGAGAUACCCCAAUCCGUUCAAAUAACAGUCCAGAAGCUGGGGGAGCCUGUGCGCGUCCAGUCCCAUCGGGCCAAGGAAACACAGAGGCCACGGAAUCCCGGACACAAACCGGAGGCUGUUGACCCAGCUCGGGUAGCAAAGGAUUCCCAAACCGGACCCCUGGCUCCGUCAUCCUCCUCGGGUCAGGAGCUUCAGACAUCAUGCUUCAAGGCCGGGGGGCGAGGAGUGGUGCUGGGAGCGCUGAGACAACGAUCUGUCCCUCUGCCCAGUUGCCACAGCAACCACCACAAGAGGGAAGUCAGCGUCCAGCUGCUGCGGCCAAGGUCGACUCAGAACACAUCAAACGGUUGGAACAGCCCUGAUCAGAGCGCUGACGAUGCAGCGAGCGUGUCGGGUUUUCAGACCGAGGCGUCAUCUGGUCGCCUGGGAGACAUCAGCCAAACUGCAGCAGCUGCUGCAGCCGCAGCUGUGGCUGCAACCGCUCCUCUCAUCAAGGCCCAGUCAGACAUUGAAGCUCGAAUGUCUCAGUUGUCUGAAGGCAUCCAGAAGCUGCUGCACACAGACAGGGAGGAUGACGGCCAGAGACGGAGUCUGAGUCAACACACACUGCAUCGCCUGGAGACGCUGCAGAGCCAGCAGCUGCAGCUGCAGAGCCAGCUGCUGGAGUCAGCCAUCAAGAUAGUGACGGGUCAGGAUUCCAUCGCCUCAGACUCCAAAGCCAAAGUCAAGGACCAGAAGCCAAGCUCGUCAGGAACCGGAGGGCCUGCUAUUGCCCCCGCUGUCAUACCGACGGAUGCAGUUGCCAUGGAAACAUGCCACUGUGACUCCAGGCCAGAGCAAUCCAGGAGCAACCUGCGUCCAGCUGAUCCUGUGGCUGAAAGCGUUCAUCUUCAGUCUUUAGCAAAUGACACUCAGGAAGCGGUAAGGAGAGCCAGUGAUAUGCUAAAGCAGAUGGAGUGUCUGAAGACAGAGAUAAAGAUGCUGCUGACUCAGCAAGAACAUUCCCCAGGCUGCCUCCAGACCCAACAAAGCCAACCUGAGCCCAAACGGAGCAGAUCCAAGCCAAAGGAAGUCCAGGUUGAGUUCCAUGAAAACCAGCUCUACCAGUCAAACUCUGAUCAACACCAGACCCAGCCAAGCAGUCUUCAACCAACCAACCCUCAAAACACUCACCCCCCUUUUCAGGCUUCCCUUGUCCCACACAGACAGUCACAGGAGAACACGGCUCCACAACUGCAGUCCCAACGUAAUCAGCCCCUUUCUCAGAACCUGAUGCCCAUUACCACAUCGCCCCAAGCUGGGCCCUUAUUAACUCACCACAGCCUCGCCCAGGAAGUCCAGGGUCCAUCUAGCCAGAGUCUUCAAGCCCAUUCCCAUCAGUCCCAGUUUUCACUGCUCCAAAGGAGACCUGGUGGCUCCUCUACGCUGGAGGAGGCGGGCCAGGUUCUCCGUCAGGCUCGGAGACGGAAGAAAGUUCUGGAGAACAACCUGGACGCUCUGCUGAAGGCCAAGAACGGAGAAAUCCUACACUGCCAACUGGAAGCCUUGGCUGCUAACAGAGACCUAACUGAAGAGGUGCGGAUAAAGAAGACAGUGGAUGCCUGGAUCAACUCUUUAACCAGAGAUGUCCAGACUCAGGGUCAUCCUCCCCCUCCUCACGGUGCCAUGCCUGCUCUAGAUGCCAGUCAUUGCAGAGCAACAAAUGCAACAAAGCCACAGCAGAGGGCUGCAGGCAGGGGCAAGCCAGUGAGCAUGCCCAGAGGAGCGAGUAAUCGGCCAGUGAUGGGAAGAGGAGGCAGAGGCCAGACUGCUGGACACAGAAUGGAGGCAGAGCCUGCUGGAGUCUCAGGUAACCUGAUGGGCAGCCAGCAAAACGACAUGGAUGGAGAGCUUUAUCUGACUCGUCUGUACGGCAGACUCCCUCACGAAGGUCUCAGGCGAACCCUGAAGAAGAGCCCAUACCCUCGUUUUAGCUCUCCUGUGUCUCCUCUGGGCAGGAAACAGCACCCUCGACUGGUGGAAAGCAUCAGAGGUAUAAGGCUGAAGUCCUGUAAGACUCAGACCAGUUUCGCUCCAGUCCUCAGUUUGUCAGCGGGACAAGCUUCCCAAUACUCCCACUUAUCCUUACACCACUCUGCUCGACCUGUGGUGAACAGUGCAGAGCGCUCCACUGCUGCCAGGGCAAUCCCACUGCGUCUUCCCAGGUGUGAGCGUGUUCAGGACAGAGCAUCAGUACUUCCUGUUCCUCUGUCAGGGAGCAAGGCCAACGUGAACGAUGGAGCCAACAACCACCAGAAGCAGCAGGUGGUUCCAGAAAAGCCUCCAUCUUCUCCAUCACGCGUCACUGAGAUCAAAGCAGCAGAGCCUCUAAAAGAUGACAAGGAUGAAGAAAACAGCUUCCCUGGAAAUAACUUUCUCUCUGUCACUGAUGUCCACCAGGAGCAGCAGGUGGUUCCAGAAAAGCCUCCAUCUUCUCCAUCACGCGUCAUUGAGAUCAAAGCAGCAGAGCCUCUAAAAGAUGACAAGGAUGAAGAAAACAGCUUCCCGGGAAAUAACUUUCUCUCUGUCACUGAUGUCCACCAGGAGGAGAACAGUGAUGUGGGUGAGGAGGUGGUGGUCCUGGAGGGAGGCCCGCCCCUGGCUCCAGUGCGGUACCACAGCCCGGCCUUCCCGCCUGAAGCCCCCUCCUCUCGCCGUGCUGAGAUUGUGACCCCUGUUGCGGGCUGUGGCCGGACGCAGGAUAUCCUGGAGAACCGGCUGGUGGAGUGGGUGGAACAGCAGCUGAUGUCCAGGAUGAUAGCUGAAAUGUAUCGCCCUGCCCCACCUGACCCUGCCCAGAAUGACUCCACUGACCAAUCAGAGCUUGAGGAGCAGAGUUUCACCUCAGAUAUUGUGGAAGCAGCAGGAGGUGGAGGUCUGCAGCUCUUCGUAGACGCCAACGUCUCGGUGGAUUCGGCCUUGAUCAGGCAGCUGGUGAACGAGGUUCUGACUGAAACCGUGGCCCAGAUGCUGGCCCAGACCAGUUCAGUGGCUACGGCUCCAGAACCACGACCGGAAGCACCAGAGUCAGAAGAUAAGGAGGACAAAGUGGCUCCACUGGUCCCAACACCAGUCCCAUCACCUCCACCCAGCAGGCCCCAGCUCAGCAGAGACUCCACCCCAGCAGCCACUCCUCUUCCAUCUAAACCAUCCAGCCCAGUUCCCCAGGACUCUCCUCAGCCAGUCACAGCUCCAGAACCUGUAGCUACGCCGGCUGCCACACCAGAACCCCGACUGCCCGACGUAAGCUCCUCUGCUGCUCAUCAAGCUCCGCCCCCAGCCUCACAGGGGAACCCACAACUUUCACUGGACGAGCUGGAAGAGCUGGAGUCACAGGAACACCCUCUGCCACUGUCUGUAGCAGAGGAGGAGCCGGCGGUCAGCAGCCCCGCUCCUGUUCAGUCCCAGCCUCCUCGGGCAGAACCCAGUCCUGCUCCUCCUCCCAGUCAUCUGGAAACCAGUAGCUCCAGCAGCAGCAGCAGUUCCAGCAGCAGCAGUAGCAGCAGCAGCGCUGUAACUGCAGAGACCGAAGCUGCACUCAAACACAUCUCAGAGGGAGAGUUACUCAUCAGCGUCAACCAGCUGGCCCCUCUGAAAGAAGAGGAGGAAGUCUGUAGCUUCUCCAGCUCGCUGCAUGAGGUGGAAGACAUGGCCUUUGACUCGUCCACUGUAGAACCGGUUGGAGGUCGUAGCAUUCUGCUGAGUCUGUUGACCAAGAUGGAUCAGGGAGUCACUCACAGAGGACAGAGGCCACAGCCUGAGGGCUCCUGGGGGAGGGAGGAGAUGGAGGACGAGGUGAGUGUGGGGGAGGUGAGAGACUGCGGGCCGGCAAAACCUCAGAACCAGACCAGAGACCCGACGGGACUGGAUCAGAGCUCCGCCUGCGGACAGAUCAGCCAGCCUGCAGAUGUUGGACAUCUGGACAAACAAAAUCCACAGGGAGGAGACAGGAAGACAGGUGUUCAUCUGGCCACCUGUAGAGCCCAGGAUAGAAACGAGGAGACCGGCGGGUCAGUGGAUGUGGACACAGACUCCUCCACCAGCGACGUCUUCUGAUCAGAUACUCAUGAUUUCCUUCUCUUAACUCCGUGGAAUCAUUCCCUGCAGCCUUUAACUUUUGUAAAUUUGAGUGAUUGACUGUUUGAUUGUUUUAAAUGUUGUGGUGUUCUUUCAGAUUAAAAGUUACAUAUUUGACUUUUAAUACA